Messenger RNA from Amaranthus tricolor (Joseph's coat), 1443 nucleotides. RefSeq names its product ACT domain-containing protein ACR12. The transcript has 10 exons. The coding region runs from base 181 to 1053 and encodes 290 amino acids. The record is from RefSeq and is a predicted model, not a curated record. Lineage: Eukaryota; Viridiplantae; Streptophyta; Magnoliopsida; Caryophyllales; Amaranthaceae. Gene Ontology annotation, cellular component: chloroplast stroma; chloroplast thylakoid membrane.
AUUGCAAUUUGUCUAAUUGACAAACAAAAGAAAGAUAUUCUAUAGCAUGAGUGAAAAGUUGCGUCACACUCCAGCAAUAAUACUCCUUGCUGAUCUCAUUUUUAUUUUACUCUUUUUAAGGAACAUACACAAUUCCGCCAUUGCAGAACCUCAACCAAAUCACUUCAUCAUUCACCAAUCAUGGCUGCUACACAUUCCUUCCUAACACCCACUUUCUCUCUCCCUAAACCAACCUGUUUUUACUUCGUACCUUCGAUUUCUCCUUCUCUUACUCGCAUCAAUAAUCUCUCCUCCUUUAUUCCUCCCCGUUUUUCAUUUUCUCGUUUUUCUCUCAUCUCCAGAAAAUCGAAUGUAUUGCAGGCUUCUCCUGAUAGCACAAAUGCUGUUGAUGCAUUGAUGUCUGAUUCAGAAAAUGAUCCUAUCCCAAUGCCUGUAGUUUUGAUUGAUCAAGAUUCAGAUCCAGUUGCAACAAUAGUGCAGGUUAGCUUUGGAGAUCGUCUUGGAGCUCUCAUUGACACGAUGAAGGCAUUGAAAGAUUUAGGUUUAGAUGUGUCAAAGGGUACUGUUUCCACCGAGGGAGCUGUCAAGCAAACAAAAUUAUUCAUAACACGACUUGAUUCUGGGAGAAAGGUUGAGGAUCCUGAUAUGCUGGAGCACAUCCGACUUACGAUCAUUGACAAUCUUCUAAAAUACCAUCCUGAAUCUAGUGAACGACUUGCAAUGGGAGAAGCCUUUGGUGUCAAAGCUCCAGUAAUGAAGCCUGAUGUUGAUGUGGCAACUCAUAUCUCUGUUCAAGAUGAUGGGCCUAAGAGGAGUUUGCUAUGCAUAGAGACAGCAGAUAGACCUGGGCUGUUGAUGGAAGUCAUAAAGAUCAUGGCUGAUAUCAAUGUCGAUGUGGAAUCAGCAGAAAUUGACACAGAAGGACUUGUAGCCAAGGACAAGUUUCAUGUAAGUUACCGAGGGGCAGCACUAAACAGUUCGUUGUCUCAGGUUUUAGUAAAUUGUCUCCGUUAUUACCUAAGAAGGCCACAAACUGAUGAAGAUAGUUACUGAUAGCAAGAGCUAGUUCUUAUCAAACUACGUGAGCCAAUAUGGUCCUGGACUCGCGUGCUGCGGUUUAUGCAGAUUACUCUUAUCAUAGGUUAUGUUGGAUUUUGAAGUAUAAUCUGUAAAUAAGUUGAAUACCUACAACCAUCUUGUACCCGACAUCGUUUCACCUUGUGGAACAUUCGCUAAAGUGUAUGAAUAAUCAAAAUAAGCCUUGCUAGAGCGAGUUUUUACGUCCUAGCGACCAUCUAUGGUCUUGUUUGGUAAUUCUCGUUGGUUGUUUUAAGUGACUUGUUUCUGUUUGUAUCAACAAUUUCUAGUGGCAUGGUAGCAUACUAGCAUUGUGUAUUACUUGUUUGUCCAAUUUAUCAAUCAGGCUAAAAGACGCCUUAUGCA